Paramacrobiotus metropolitanus is the source of this 1091-nucleotide messenger RNA. RefSeq lists its product as uncharacterized. The coding region runs from base 149 to 1021 and encodes 290 amino acids. NCBI's taxonomy places the organism in Eukaryota, Metazoa, Tardigrada, Eutardigrada, Parachela, Macrobiotidae. The record is from RefSeq and is a predicted model, not a curated record. The transcript has 4 exons.
GUAACAGGCUGACAGCAGUGGGAGAGUUUGAGGUUUUCGGUCCAACGCCAAGUCCACCGCAUGGGUGCGUAUUAUUACUUGUGUGAUAUCUCCUCUUAUUGUCCUACCACCGACUUAGCCCCGCCCCUUUCUUCUCCCUCGCUCCCCGAUGAAGGCCAGCCACCAUGCCCUGCACGUGACCCCGUCCGGGGUGCUGGACAGUAUGCAGGACGGGAUGACAACGAUGCGCUUUUUGGCCAUGUCCAACAACGACAUGUUGGUCUAUCACCGUCAGGUGGCGGUCGCGGCGCUCCUCCCUCUGCUCUUUGGAACGGCGGCCAUCAUGGCAGUCAAUCUGGAUAUCCUGCACACGCCCUUCGCCUUUCAUUCCGCCUAUUUUAUACAUCUGAUGUCGCUGUGCUACGCGGCGGAAAUUGUCAGGACGAAGCUGUUACCGCGCCAGCAGACGUACGAGAAAUGGAACGAGUAUAUGUCGUCCGUUAGGCACAACCGUCACGUCUGCUCAGUUCUACUUGCUUACCACAUGCAGAUGGAAUACGGCAACGCUCCACCAGAGGGUUCCCCGGAAGCUAACAGCAUCCCGCACGAAGCGUACAACAUUUGGCGGACCAAAAAUUACGGCCUCAGUCCAACGGAGGUAAAGAUCAAGUACGUCAACUUCUGUUGGCGUUAUGCCUACCGUCUGUGGUGCAAUAAGGUCCAUCUCACCCAGAAAGAUUCCCGUCUGAUUCACCACGAAGAAGAGCAGACCGCUACCAAACCAUCACCUGCCGAUCUGCAUGGCGAUGUUCACGCCCAUGACGCAGUGGAGAAGCUACUGGAUUCCGCUGAUCAUCUAAAACUGCGGACCCUGCAGAAACUGGCGCACCGUGUCAGCAAAUUUGCCGAGGUAUUACAAGGGGAAGCGGCCGGUGCCAGCAAUGGUGGGGGCGGUGCCGAGCAUCCGCAAGACGAGCAGAUCCUGGCGCGGUUACGGGCACAGUUGCAUGGUCCGCAUGAAGGUCACCAAGACGGUCAUUAGCUGUGAUGGUCUUCAGCAAUUUUUAAACAAUGAUAUUUUAUCUGUGCAAGUAUUAAUAAAACAAGAUGGU